GGAUUAGCCUAAAAGUCAGUGUCAAGCCAAAGCAACUCCAGUCUAAAGUCAGACUAACGAAUCCAGUUUCCAUAUUCAAAAUGUUAUACUAUAUGCUGCAGGCGGUUUCAACGGCCAUUUUUGCCACAUUUGCCACGCUAUGGCUGAUCGAAGAGAGUCUGAUCAACCUGAUGAUGUCCACGUUUCUGUUGGUGCUGCGCAUUGCCUGCCAUCCGCUGAUGGUGUUGCCCACAAUCUUUGGAGUCUACUAUCUGAUACGCAAGGUGUGGCUGCGACGCCGCCAGCUGGGCGAUGGUGAGGCAAUCCAAUCCACGGGGCGGCGUCCCAGCUAUCGCUCGCCACGAAUCGGAUCUUUCCGCAGCAUGGGCAGCACAUCGUCGCGCAGCAAUGAUAGCUGUGAUUACGAAGACGACGAGAUCCGUGGCUUGGAGAGAUCGUAGCUUUGUUAUAGGCUUAAUUUUAGUUUGUUUCAAAUUAAUGAAGUGAAGUCUUUGGUUUGAUUUACUAGAUUUACUCUUACAAAUGCAGACACAAACUACACUGACGCGAACGAACAUAUUUAUAUGUAUGUGUAUAAAAUUGUACUUAAAACUAAUACAGAGGCCUCCCCGCCUCGCUGAGUCCCGCCCCGA
This is a messenger RNA of Drosophila arizonae, 632 nucleotides long. RefSeq lists its product as uncharacterized. Lineage: Eukaryota; Metazoa; Arthropoda; Insecta; Diptera; Drosophilidae. The record is from RefSeq and is a predicted model, not a curated record.